GAUCUGUUGACAUGAUCAGCAAAUGGACAUGACUGGUUACUGAUUAGAUGAGAUUAUAACACUGAAUGAUAAGGCUUUACCUGUGAGCAAAGUCCCAUAGACAUCCUUCCAUUCUGAGAGACGCAAGCUACAACACAGGGCAACAUGAGCGCAGAGAAGAAAGCGGGACGAGAGCCAUGCUGCUCCAAAUUGAAGAUGUUUCUGGCCGCCAUGUCCUUUGUGUUCUUUGCCAAAGCGUUUCAAGGCAGCUACAUGAAGAGCUCCAUCACACAGAUCGAGAGACGCUUUGACAUUCCCAGCUCACUGAUAGGUGUCAUUGAUGGAAGCUUUGAAAUUGGUUGUCUGCUGGUAAUAGCUUUUGUGAGUUAUUUUGGUGCUAAGCUUCACAGACCACGACUAAUAGGAGCUGGAUGUUUAGUCAUGGCUCUGGGAUCCUUCAUUACCGCAAUGCCACAUUUCUUCCAGGCACACUACAAAUAUGAGACGACAAUUUCUCAAUCCUCUGACUCUAACGGGACAGAGAGUAUUCUACCAUGCGCAGUCAAUGCAGAUAAUGAACAUUUCACUGAGGAAAGUCGAGCAGAGUGUGAGAAAGCAGCCGGUUCGUCCAUGUGGAUCUAUGUGUUCCUCGGGAACAUGCUCCGUGGGAUUGGAGAGACGCCCGUCAUGCCUCUUGGAUUGUCUUACCUGGAUGACUUUUCGAGAGAAGAAAACACUGCAUUCUAUCUGGCUUGCAUACAGACUAUGGGAAUUCUGGGGCCCAUGUUUGGAUUCAUGCUGGGAUCUUUCUGUGCUAAACUCUAUGUGGACAUUGGAGCCGUGGACUUAGAUAAAAUCACCAUCAACCACAAAGACUCACGUUGGGUUGGCGCCUGGUGGCUGGGCUUUUUGAUAACUGGUGUGGUGAUGUUAUUGGCAGGGAUACCAUUUUGGUUUCUUCCGAAGUCACUUCCUAAGCAGGGUGAGACUAAAACAGAAACAAAUUCUAAAUCUCAAGAAGGCGAGCAGGACAGUUUCAUUCCCGAAAGCAACAAAAAUGGCGCGCCACCCAACACACCGGCUCCGGUCAGCAUGGGGGCUCUUGCCAAAGACUUUCUGCCAUCAUUGAAGAAACUAUUCAGCAACACGAUUUACCUGCUCCUCAUAUGCACCUCUUUCAUUCAAGUCAACGGCUUUAUAGGAAUGAUCACAUUCAAGCCAAAGUUCAUGGAGCAAACCUAUGGCCAGUCAGCAUCAAGGGCCAUCUUUUUGAUAGGUAUUAUGAAUCUACCCGCUGUGGCUUUGGGAAUCAUCUCUGGAGGCUUUAUAAUGAAGAGGUUCAAACUGAAUGUUUUUGGUGCAGCCAAGAUCUCCAUCAGUGCUUCUGUUUUGGCUUUCUGUUCGCUGCUCGUACAGUAUUUCCUGCAGUGCGAUAACUCACAAGUGGCUGGACUUACAGUAUCAUAUCAGGGUGCUCCAGAGGUGUCAUACCAGCUGAAUUCUCUGAUAUCUCAGUGUAACGUGGGCUGCUCCUGCUCUCUCAAGCACUGGGAUCCCAUAUGUGCCACUAAUGGCCUGACAUAUGCCACCCCCUGCCUCGGUGGCUGCCAGACCUCCACAGGGGUUGGCAGGGACAUGGUUUUCCACAACUGCACCUGUGUUGGCCAGUCCCCUCUCUCCUAUGCAAACAUGUCGGCAGUGCUGGGACAGUGCCCUCGCAAAGGCGACUGUGACUACAUGUUUAAGUUCUAUAUGGGGGUGACAGUUAUUGGCGCUUUUGUCUCAGCUUUUGGGGCCACACCAAGUUACAUUAUUCUGCUCAGAUCCAUAACACCAGAACUGAAGUCUUUGGCUCUUGGUAUGCAGACUUUGAUAGUACGGACUCUCGGUGGCAUCCCGCCUCCCAUUUAUUUUGGAGCCUUGAUUGACAGGACAUGUCUGAAAUGGGGCAUGAAACGGUGUGGUGGUAAAGGGGCGUGUCGUAUUUAUGACUCUGGCGCCUUCAGAAAUACUUUCCUGGGUCUUAUUUAUGGCCUAUAUUCUCUGUCCUUCCUGCUCUGGGGAAUCCUGUACAACAGACUGUCUCACCGUGAGAAGAAACUCACUCUGAAGGAACAAUUAAAAGCCCCCGAUCAAGAUGGCAAUGGUGCAGCAGCUAAUGGUAAUGGGAACGCUCCUUCAGCAAUUGUAAAAUGCAAAGAAGAUCCCGACCAGGAGACCACUAUCUGAAGUUACAAGUCAAAGAUGUGUUACGUACCAAAGAAACUGCAUUUCAAGCUGUAAUUCACAUCUUGAUGUGAAAUGUUAAGAUAUUGGUCAUGAAAUUGUGUUAACUUGUACAUUUUUUGAUAAACAUUUAUGAGAUACUAGACAAAGACAAGUAUUAGAUGCAGGUUUUGAACUUUUACAGACUUGCAAGUAAAAUACACAUGUAUAGUUAUUACCCCCCACACAUAAAACAUAUAUAACACAUAUAUAAAAUGAGACAAAAAUAGCCAUUGAGAAUUUUUGCAGUGAACGAAUUAUGCGUGAAAGGGGUUAUGCAAAUAUUAUAAUGGCAUUCAAAACCGUUUUUACAUAGAAUCACUGUUAUAGUGUCAGGUCACUGAGUUCACUGUUUACUAUCUGUGGUUUGAUUAUACCAUUAAGGUGGCAAAUAUCAUCAUUCUUUGUCAUUUUUAUAUGUAUAUUGCAUUGUUUUGUAAAACCAAAAGAAUUUCUGUAUUGGAUCAAAUCUUGCGUGUGUGGCUGUAAAUAAUGAACAAUAUGUUACUGAGCAUUGGAGUCUUUGGUAACAUUGCUUAUGAACUGAUUCAUUUGUCAUUAUGUACUUUACACUACGUAUAAGUCCCAAGAAGUAAACUUGUGUAAA
Messenger RNA from Xyrauchen texanus (razorback sucker), 2851 nucleotides. It is a transcript of the gene slco1d1, whose product is annotated as solute carrier organic anion transporter family, member 1D1. The record is from RefSeq and is a predicted model, not a curated record. The transcript has 15 exons. Bases 145 to 2208 code for a protein of 687 amino acids. Gene Ontology annotation, molecular function: protein binding. Gene Ontology annotation, cellular component: membrane. Gene Ontology annotation, biological process: sodium-independent organic anion transport; transmembrane transport. Lineage: Eukaryota; Metazoa; Chordata; Actinopteri; Cypriniformes; Catostomidae.